Cynoglossus semilaevis (tongue sole) is the source of this 3830-nucleotide messenger RNA. RefSeq names its product BMS1 ribosome biogenesis factor (gene bms1). The record is from RefSeq and is a predicted model, not a curated record. Lineage: Eukaryota; Metazoa; Chordata; Actinopteri; Pleuronectiformes; Cynoglossidae. Gene Ontology annotation, molecular function: GTP binding; U3 snoRNA binding; GTPase activity. The transcript is spliced from 24 exons. Bases 148 to 3732 code for a protein of 1194 amino acids. Gene Ontology annotation, cellular component: nucleus; 90S preribosome. Gene Ontology annotation, biological process: maturation of SSU-rRNA from tricistronic rRNA transcript (SSU-rRNA, 5.8S rRNA, LSU-rRNA); ribosome biogenesis; endonucleolytic cleavage of tricistronic rRNA transcript (SSU-rRNA, 5.8S rRNA, LSU-rRNA).
UUUCUUCGUCCCUGUUUCCGCCCGUAACUCGUGCGUCGACACUACACUUCCGUACACUUCCGGGCCGGAGGUUACGUUCCACACGUAUAUAGUUGAAAACAGUGGCUGCUGCUGCUGCUUUCUAUCUGCAGAGCAGCGGUGGACAAGAUGGACGGGAAGGUGAAGGAGCAGAAGAAGCACCAGAAGAAACACAGCGGUCCGAAAGCAGAGAAGAAGAAGCUGAAGAAUCAGGGAGCGUCCACCGAGGAUGACGAACGCAAACGUAACCCCAAAGCCUUCGCAGUCCAGUCUGCGGUCCGGAUGGCCAAAACCUUCCACAGGGCCCAGGACAUAAAGACCAAAAAACAUCACAUCCCUUUGGUGGACCGGACGCCUCUGGAGCCGCCGCCUGUCGUCAUUGUGGUUGUCGGACCUCCAAAAGUUGGAAAGAGCACCUUGAUCCGCUGCCUGAUCAAGAACUUCACAAGACAGAAGCUGGGGGACAUCUGUGGACCGGUGACCAUUGUCUCUGGAAAGAAACGUCGUCUGACUUUUGUGGAGUGCAGCAAUGACAUCAACACCAUGAUUGACCUGGCAAAAGUGGCCGACCUGGUGUUGAUGUUGAUCGAUGCUAGCUUUGGUUUUGAGAUGGAGACGUUUGAGUUCCUCAACAUCUGUCAGGUCCAUGGUUUUCCUCGUAUCAUGGGCGUUCUGACCCAUCUGGACUCCUUCAAGAACAACAAGACCCUGAGGAAGACCAAGAAGAACCUCAAACACCGCUUCUGGACUGAAGUGUACCAGGGGGCCAAACUGUUCUACCUCUCUGGGAUGGUCUACGGUGAGUACCAGACUCAGGAGGUGAAGAACCUGGGUCGCUUCAUCUCCGUUAUGAAGUUCCGUCCUCUGGUGUGGCAGACGUCUCACCCCUACGUCCUGGUUGACCGAAUGGAGGACCUGACUGACCCGGAGAAAGUAAGGACCGAGCCGAAGUGUGACAGGACCGUGUCUUUGUAUGGCUACCUGAGAGGGACAUACCUGAAGAACAAAGGCCAGAUCCACAUCCCAGGUGUCGGAGACUUCCAGGUGUCAGAGGUCAACUUCCUGCCUGACCCCUGUCCUCUUCCUGACGCUCAGAAAAAGAGAGCGCUGAACGAAAAGGAGCGACUGCUCUACGCCCCCAUGGCUGGAGUGGGCGGAGUCGUCUACGACAAAGACGCCGUCUACAUCGACCUGCCGGCCAAUCACGUCCAACUGCAGCAGCAGGACCAAGUCCGUCCCACCACAGAACUGGUCCAGUCUCUGAUGGACACACACGCUGCUCUGGACGUAAAGAUGGCUGCCAGUAAAGUCUCUCUGUUCAGUCACUCUGCUCAACUGGACCAGGAGGAGAUGGAGCAGGAGACCAGAGACGGAGACGGUCCUCAGGAGGAGAGGGUCUGGGACGCACACACUCAGAGGGAGAGGAGGAAGGUGGUCUUCUCAGACAAAGACCAGGAGGACGAGGAGGAGGGAGAAGACAGUGAAGAAGAGGAGGAAGGCAGUGAAGAGGAGGAAGACAGUGAAGAGGAGGAAGAGGAGGAAGAGGAGGAUGACCAGGUGUCGUCUUUUCUUAAAGAAGCCCGGGCCAAAUCUGACGCUGGUCCAACACCAGCAAAGAAACAGAGACUGGAGGGGGGAAGAGGAGGGACAGAGGGGGUUGAGGAGGUGCCGGCGUUUGCUGACAGUGAGGACGAUCUGGAGAUGAGUGACGAGGAGGAGGAAACGGGGAGAGGAGGAGACUCUGGACACUGUUCUGAGGAAGAGGAGGAGAGUGAGGAAGAUGGUGAGGAAGAAGGAGCUGCCGAGGAGGAGCCAGUGGAGAGUGAGGAGGAGGAGGAACAGGGAGCUCUGAGGUGGAAGGAGGACCUGCAGGAGAAAGCAGCCGCUGCGUUUCUGCGUCAACAGGAAGCUGCUCCAAACCUCAGGAAGCUGGUGUACGGUUCAGUCGGAGAAGGCACCGGAACGUCGCAGGAGGAACAGGAGGAGGAGCUGGGAGGUCUGUUCAAAGUCAGCCGACCUCAGAAGAGUAGGAAAGUGACGUCCGACUCUCUGGAUUGUUCACACUUCAGACCUGACUCCUCUCACGACUGGGACCAGGAGGAGAUGUUGAAUUCCAUCAGAGACUGCUUUGUGACGGGGAAGUGGGAGGAGGCUCAAGAUGCGGCCACCCUGCUGAAGGAGGACGAGGAUCUGUACGGAGACUUUGAGGAUUUGGAAACUGGAGAAACCCAUACGGGUCAAACCCAAGAUCAGGACCAGGCUCAGGACACUGAUGAGGAGGAAGAUGAGGCUGAGGAGACCGUGGUGCGGGUGGACGAUGACGAGCGUCAGAAGAACAAACGUCUGGAGAAGAAACGUCGACUGAAAGAGCGCUUUGACGCAGAGUACGACGACAAGGACGCCACGUACUUCGACGACCUGAAGGAGGAGAUGCAGAAACAGGCCGAGUUGAACCGGACAGAGUUCGAGGACGUGGACGAUGAGACCAGGGUCCAGUACGAAGGGUUUCGUCCAGGGAUGUACGUGCGGCUAGAAAUCUCCUCUCUGCCCUGUGAGUUCGUCACCAACUUUGACCCUCACUAUCCCAUCAUCCUCGGCGGUCUGGGUUCCAGUGAAGGAAACGUCGGCUACCUGCAGCUGCGGCUGAAGAAACACCGCUGGUACAGUCGCAUCCUGAAAACCAGAGACCCUCUGAUCCUGUCUCUGGGCUGGAGGAGGUUCCAGACCGUCCCUCUGUACCACAUCCAGGACCACAACGGACGACACCGUCUGCUCAAGUACACGCCUCAGCACAUGCACUGUGGCGCCUCCAUCUGGGGACCAAUCACACCUCAGGGAACAGGAUUCCUGGCUCUGCAGUCGGUCUCUGGAAUCAAAGCCAACUUCCGCAUCGCAGCCACUGGUGUGAUCCUGGACCUGGACAAGUCUGUGACCGUGGUGAAGAAGCUGAAACUCAUCGGUUACCCGUACAAGAUCUUCAAGAACACCUGCUUCAUCAAGGGCAUGUUCAACACCGUGCUGGAGGUGGCCAAAUUUGAAGGCGCUGCAAUAAGAACUGUGUCGGGUGUCCGCGGUCAGAUCAAGAAGGCCCUGUCGACACCAGCAGGAUCGUACAGAGCCACGUUUGAGGACAGGCUGCUGAUGAGCGACAUUGUGUUCCUCAGGUCCUGGUACCCAGUGACCAUCCCUCAGCUCUACAACCCUGUCACCUCACUACUGCUCCCUGCUGGUGAGAAAGACACCUGGUCUGGGAUGAGGACUCUGGGCCAGCUCAAACAUGACCUGGGCGUCCGCAACAAACCAAACACUGACUCCCUGUACAAGCCUGUGGUUCGAUCCCAGAGACGCUUCAACCGUCUUCACAUCCCCAGAGAGCUGCAGAAGGCUCUGCCCUUCAAGAGCAAACCCAAACUCCAGCAGGCCAAAGGAAAGACGCCCAGAGACCUGCAGAGGGUGACGGUGAUCAGAGAACCUCACGACAGGAAGGUGGCAGCACUGCUCCACGCUCUGGCCACUGUGCACAACCAGAAGAGGAAGAAAGCAUCGACGGCACAGCACAGCAAACACAAGGAGUUCCUGAAGGAGAAGGAGAAACAAGAGGAGGCCAAGCUGAAGAGGCAGAAGGAGGCCAAGAAGAAACUGUACAGAGUGAUGGGACAGGAGGAGCAGAAGAAGAGCCGCUCCAGCCUGAAGGGGGCGCCGCAGGACGACUAAGCGCCAGACUGACCUCUGAACUGUGGAUUUAUUUUUUUGAUGUUUGUUCUGAGUUGAAUUUUUAUUUUAUGAAAAACAAAACAUGAUGAAAAAUCUGA